Molecule: messenger RNA, 7491 nt
Organism: Uloborus diversus
Lineage: Eukaryota; Metazoa; Arthropoda; Arachnida; Araneae; Uloboridae
Product: teneurin-m-like
Exons: 32
Coding region: 1-7398 (2465 amino acids)
Biological process (GO): motor neuron axon guidance
Source: RefSeq, a predicted model, not a curated record
AUGGAGUCGGCGCCACUGGCUUCAAAUGAGAUUACAGAUCACCAUCCUGGCGUAGGGUAUCCUCACUGUGAAGAGGAUCAUAUCAACCACAACGCUGACAGGUACCACGUGACGUACCCGUCGUCGACGCUACCAAAUCGCAGUAUGCUACGUCGUCCUCUCUCAACAAACCAAUUUGCCCACUCCCACUUCCAGCUUCGGAAGUCCAACACGAGGCAGUGCAGUUGGAAAUGCACGGCCUUAACUUUUAUAUUUGUUACAAUAGCUCUCACAGCCGCUCUUGCCUUCUUCCUCAUUUUACUUUCGCCGACGUGGCAACAAGAUGCGAAUCAUGCCUGCCCUUUAGUAGAAGAUGUUGAUCUUGUUGUAGAAUCUACAAAAAGCAAAGUGAACGAGAAAUCUGAAUCGUCCAAACCUAGCAGUAGUAGCGUGACGUCAUUGUCCCCGUCAGUUUUGUCCUUCACUGAAGUUGGACUGGGACGGCGAUCCGAAUUCCAAGUGGGACCCUACAGCCAUUGGAUUGUCCAGAUGAAGCAAAAGGGGCCGUCUCUCGUCCGUUUCAACUAUACGUUACCUGUAGGAGCCAGAUUAGGAGUCUUUGGUCGAAGAAAUCAGUUACCAACUCAUACGAGGUACAAUUUCCUGGAAAUAUUGACGACGGACAGUGCGAAAACACUCAGAAACGAAAAGAGACUGUAUAUAGCGGAAUUUAUUCAGUUUCUGGAGAGAGGCCUGUGGUACAUAUCUGCGUAUAAUGAUGGUGACCAGAUGCUGGAUAUAUCUUUUAUAACACAAACCACCGAUGAAUCUAGUCUGACGUGUCCGUAUGAUUGUCAUGGCCAUGGUAGAUGCGUGAUGGGCAAUUGUGUAUGUAAUUCAGAUUUCGCUGGAGACUCCUGUGCAUAUCGAAUCUGUCCAGUCCUCUGCAGUAAUCGAGGCGAAUAUAUUGGAGGAGAGUGCGUAUGUUCUCCAGGGUGGAAGGGAAAAGAAUGUCAGCUCCGAGAGUACGAAUGCGAAAAACUCGAUUGCAGUGGUCAUGGAGAAUGCCUAGAAGGAGUGUGCAGGUGUUUUCCUGGAUAUAAAGGACCUCACUGUGAAACAGUGGAUUGUCUGGACCCGGAUUGUUCCGACCAUGGCGUUUGCGUGUCAGGCCUCUGCGUGUGCCGGAAAGGUUGGAAAGGGAACGAUUGCAGUGAUCCGGACACUGACGCAUUACGAUGCUUACCGGAUUGCUCGGGCCAUGGACAAUUUGAUCUAGAACUUCAGAAAUGUAUAUGCGAUGAGCAGUGGACGGGAACUGAUUGUUCACAAGAAAAAUGCGACCUGGACUGCGGUUUCCAAGGACAUUGCGAGAAUGGCCAGUGCUUGUGCUUCGAUGGAUGGGCUGGUGCAAAGUGUGACGAGAAACUGUGUGAUCCUCGAUGCAAAGACAAUGGUCAGUGUCGUAACGGAACUUGCCUUUGCAUACAGGGAUGGAACGGAAAACAUUGUACACUAGAAGGCUGUCCAAAGAACUGCAACAAUCAUGGCGAGUGCAUUACGGGUGAAGAUGAUGAAUGGGUGUGUUUCUGUGAGCAGCACUGGGAAGGACCUGAUUGCUCAGUACCAUUGGAAAGGAAAUGCGAUGACAAUGCUGAUAACGAUAAUGAUGGACUGGUGGACUGCGCAGACAGCGAAUGUUGCAUGAGCGGUAAAUGUGAAAACCACUCUUUGUGCCAAAAUGCAGCGGAUCCCUUGGAUAUCUUGUUGCGGAAACAGCCACCUGCCAUAACUGCUUCCUUUUUUGAAAGAAUGCAGUUUCUGAUUGAAGAAGAAUCCUUGCGAAACGGAUCACCCCGUAAAGUGGCUAUCAAUGGCAGCAUGUUCUGGAACCGCUACAAAAAGAGUAGAACAAGCGUUAUACGUGGCCAAGUAGUUGGAGCAUCUGGAAGUGGAAUUGUUGGAGUUAGAGUUGGCAUAGACCCAAACACAAAAACGGGAUCAACUUUAACUCAAGAAACUGGAUGGUUUGAUCUUCUCGUAAAUGGUGGUGGUGCCGUGAAAUUGCACUUACAAAGAGAACCAUUUUUAGUUCAAACGAUUACAGUCAUGGUACCAUGGAAUGAAAUCGUAGUUGUCGAUAAAAUAAUAUUUCAACUUCACGAAAAGAAGAAACAAAGUGCAACUGAUGAAACAAAGUCAGCAGUUUGUGUUGACCACGACUACGACACCAUGAAACCAGUUGUGUUAGCAACAUGGAAGCAUGGCUUCCAAGGAGGUUGCCCUGAAAGGAAUUCAGUACUAGCAGAAUCUCAGGUCAUACAAGAGAGCUUGCCAAUUCCAGGGACGGAUUUACAUCUUGUAUAUCACAGCAGUCGAGCUGGAGGCUAUCUCUCCACGAUCCAGCUUCAACUGACUCCAGAUACUGUUCCAAAAGACCUAAAAUUAAUUCAUUUGAGAAUAGCGAUUGAAGGUAUACUUUUUGAAAAACAGUUUGAAGCGGACCCAGCUGUAAAGUAUACGUACGCUUGGAAUCGGAGGAAUGUCUACAGACAGAAGGUUUACGGUGUUGCCACAGCCACAGUUUAUGUGGGAUACGAAUACAACUCUUGCUCAAAGAUCAUCUGGGAAGUUCAGACUACCCAAGUGAGUGGACAUGAUAUGAGCGUUUCAGACAUCGGAGGCUGGAACUUGGAUAUUCAUCACAAAUACAAUUUUCACGAAGGCAUUCUCCAGAAAGGUGAUGGCAACAACAUAUACCUGAAGAACAAGCCAAAACUUUUGUUAACCAAAAUGGGUGACGGACAACAAAGACCUCUUCAGUGCCAAAGAUGCAACGGAGAAGCUAAAACCCAAAGACUUUUGGCACCUGUGGCUUUGGCAAGUGGACCGGACGGAACUAUUUACGUUGGCGAUUUCAACCUUAUACGAAAAAUUACAACAGAUGGACUUGUGUCAACCAUAGUUGAGUUAAGUCCAGCACAAGUGUCGUACAGCUAUCAUUUAACCGUGGGUCCAGUUGACGGCCUUCUCUACGUGUCCGAUCCGGAGCAGCAUCAAAUUCUACGCACACUUUCCAUGCUUGAUUCGGCCAACCCCAAAAAUAACACCGAAGCUGUGGUCGGAAAUGGAGAAAAAUGUUUGCCAAGAGACAAAGACCAAUGUGGAGAUGGAAGGCAUGCUAAAGAUUCCCGGCUUGCGUAUCCAAAAGGGAUUGCAAUAACGAAAAACGGUGAGCUAUACAUUGCUGAUGGAACAAAUGUCCGUUUCGUUGAUACUCAUGGCAUCAUUCAUACGUUGAUUGGAGAUUACUUCCAUAAAAGUUGGAGACCAAUACCAUGUUACGCAACACUUAGUCUAGCGCAGGUAAAUCUUAGAUGGCCAACCGAAUUAUCCAUAAACCCAUUAGACGGCUCAUUGCACAUCUUAGACGACCAUCUUGUCCUGCGAGUCACUCCAGACAACCGUCUCAAAGUCAUUGCUGGCCGAUCUCUCCAGUGUCCUUCCCAAUCCGGCAAUAACCGAGACAAAAGCGACCUCGCGACGGACGUGUACCUAGAAAGUCCUCAAGGAAUCGCCUUUGCACCCAACGGAGACCUCUACAUCGCAGAAAGCGAUUCCCAAACCGUCAAUCGGGUUCGAGUUGUUGGCAGCGAUGGAAGGGUCAUCUCCAGGUUCGCUGGAUCCGAGUCUAAAUGCAGCUGCUUGGAGGAAUCAUGUUCCUGCUUUGACGAAGAACACGUUCUGGCUGCAACGACUAAGUUGAGCACGAUAUCGGCCAUUGCUGUUUCGCCAGAUGGUCUUUUGCACAUAUGUGAUCAAGGGAAUCUCAGGAUAAGAUCUGUGACGGCUUCAUUGCCACGACUGAACGAGCUUAGUGAAUACGAGAUUCACUCGCCGGAGUCUCAAGAGAUUUACGUGUUCAACAGACACGGACAGCAUGUGGCCACGAGAAAUACCAUUAGUGGGAAAGAUGUGUAUACGUUUUCUUACAAUGUUAAUACCAGCUUUGGAAAACUAAGUACAGUUACAGAUGCUGCUGGAAAUAAGAUCUACAUUCUCAGGGAUUACAAUAACCAGGUGAACACAAUUGAGAACACACAAGGAGGCAAGUGUCGUCUCGAGAUGUCUCGCAUGAUGAUGCUCCAGAGCUUUACCACUCCGUCCAAUUUCAAGACAGUCUUUGACUACCACGGCAGCACGGGACUUCUUCGCAGCAAAGAGGACAGCACUGGACGCUCUUACAUUUACAACUUCGACGAGUACGGAAGACUAACGGAAUCCGUUACACCCAGCGGCCAGGUUAUCCGACUGACGUACAAUCUUAGUUUGAAGGGAGCAUCUGUAACAAUCACUCGUGACGACAAGGAUCCCGUGUCUUUGCUCAUCAAAGGAUCUGAUGUCACUACUAAAAUAGGUUCCACUGAAGAACGAAUUACACAACACCCAGAUGGCAGCUUGUCAGUUAUUCAGAGAGACUCAAGCAAAGUGGAUGUCGAAACGGUUCCCAAUCCAGUUUUGUCCAGCUCGAGUCCAGUUUCUGGCGAGAUGUUUCCGGUUCCGUCUAGGAUGCGCAUGGCUUUCAGUGACGACAAUGUCCAAUACUUGGAGUGGCACUACUUCGUCCACGCUGAUGGGAAGGAUGGAAACCGUAGGAUCACUCGCGUUGGGAGGAAGUUCAAACGUAAUGGCGAACUUAUCUUCAGCGUGGUCUUCGACCGCGAGCAGAACUCAGAGAUCAUCUAUGACCGGCACCAGGUACCUCUGGUAACUGCCACUUACGACGUAAUGGCCAGAUCCGUGCAGUGGCAGUCCCCUCAGAACAUCACCCCGGUUAAAGUGGAGUUCGAUCAGUUUGGCAGGCUCACCAAAUGGGAGAGAGGACAACUCACGAGGAAUUACGAUUUCGACAUGCAGGGCCGGCUCGUGGAAAUUCGGCACUCGGACUCCAACGGAAUCAUGUAUAAGUAUGACAAGAAAGUCGUUGAUAUGCCCAGCGAGUUAAUUCUCCCAAGUGGCAGCCGGUACCUCCUCCAGUACGAUACAGCAGGCGGCCUGCACACCAUCAUCACCCCCAACGGCCACAAACACGAGGUCGCCAUGCAGACAUCGCUGGGGUUCUACAAGUUGCUGUACUUGAGCCCCGGAGUCAAGUACCCGUUCGUGAUGCAUUUCAACGAUUACGGUCAGUUGCUUUCCAAGAUGUACCCGGAUAACAAUGGGCGCGUGGUUUACUCUUACGACUCGAGCGGAAGGCUGAAGACGGAGUUCUGUGGGAAUGAGAGGACGGACUUUGCCUAUCUGGAGCACAAGACCCUCAUGCGAUCGUGGACGAAGAAUUUGUUGGAUUUGGAAAUGCGGAGCGAGUUCAGGUAUCAUGGAAUCUUAGUCCGCGAAGAAAGGCUUCGAUUUUCAGCUCAAAGCAAGCUGAAUAGUGUCAAGUACAGGUAUCGGUAUGAAGGUCAAGUGACGGUUGUCGAAAUCGAAGCUGCUGGGAAAAUUGUCGCCGAUGCUAGAUAUCGGUACACUGGACAGUCCGGAGCUCUGGAACAAGUACAACAGUUCCUUGUCCACAGACCCAAGGUACAUAACGUGUUCAUCCAAGACGAACAACGACACUUCAGCAAGACCAUUGGACUAGAUGCUUAUGGAUUCAUCUCCCUCCUAGCAGUCACCUUGUGGAAUAGAGAAGUGUUCUCUUUGUCUAUUCAUUAUGACAACAGAGGUCGAAUUCGUCAAACGCAAUCAAAGGCAGAACAGGAUGUGGGAACGGAAACUGUAGAGUAUACCUACACACCAGAUGGCUUUCUUGGAGAGGUUCAGGGACGAAGAAGAUUCAGGUACUUGUAUGAUGUCAAUGGAAACAUGAACUCUUACUGGAACGGUGAAAGACAAAUUACACUACGGUACGACGAUGGGGACCGGUUAGUCGGCUACAAUGACAACGUGCCUUACGUGAUAGACUCUCGGGGAUUCAUAGUGUCCAGAGGAAAUGAAAAAUUGACUUUCAACGCGAAAUCCCAGCUCAUCAAUGCCUUCCACCCAGGACUGUAUGACAUCACAUACACAUACGAUGCAUUGGAUAGAUUGAUUGCCUGGAGCAACACUGAAAGCAAUGUCACCCAGUUCUUGUAUGCAAAUCCGAAAGAUUUGAAAAUGGUGACUCACGUCCAUCUUCCGAACUCGAGGACAACGAUGUCACUCUUCUACGACACAAAUGGUCACCUGAUGUACAUUGAGGAUACAACACAGAAUAAGUUCUUCGUGGCUUGUGAUCAUGUUGGCUCCCCGGUGGUGGUCUUUGACUCAGAGGGCAAAGUUGUGAAGAAAAUUAUCAGGUCACCCUUCGGAGAAAUUAUCUCGGAUUCGAACCCUCAGUUCCUAAUUUAUUUAGACUUUUGGGGGAGCAUCAGAGAUCCUUACACCCGAUUGCUGUUCUUCAACGGUAGAGCUUACCAACCCGAUGUGGGCCAGUGGUUGACUCCUAAAUGGGAAGACGUAUCCAGAGUUCUCCAUGCUCCGUACAACAUACAUAUGUACAGAUUCAAGAACAAUGACCCCUUAAGUCCAGGCACAGAAGAUGAUCUCAUGAUUGGUCUUCCAAAAUGGCUCUUGUCAUUUGGCUACAGCAUGGAACACUACCUCCGCAGUCCAUUCUCCGGGCAGAAUCUUCUAUUGCCGAGAGCUUCUAUGCGACAAAGUCUACCCGUUAUCUCAGGGUUAAGUUGUACAGCUGAAGUUGUGACAAAGCAUUUUGCUCGUCUCAGCGCAUCCCCUCUAUCUGAUACAAAGUACCAAGCCGAACUUCAAGCCCAGUUCGCUAACCUGCCUUCUGUAUUGGGAGAUGGCCUUCUGAUGUCCACCAACCAAGGUCGUGCGAUCGUUCACGUGCUCAGUGAUGCUAGUCCAAUACUGAGAGACGUAAUGACCGAAGUUCUAAAUGACACGUCCUACGUAGAUGUCCGUUUUUCUCUGAACGGUCAAGAUUCUUUCUACCUGGUACAACCUGAUCAGAAACGAGUGCAGGAAGAUUGGGAUCAACUGCAAAGACUGGGCACCAUGUUUAACGUAACCAUGCACGCUGGGGAUACACACGUAGACCUGCGACUUAGAAGUCCAGCACUGUUACUCAAUAUUCGUUAUGGAGGAAGCCCCGAGGAAGAACGCAAGCGUCUGGUGCGUCAUGCACGUCGAAAAGCCGUAGAUGAUGCCUGGUUGAUGGAGGCGGACCUGUUGCGCAAAGGACAGAGAGGGAGCAGAACUUGGAGUCCUGAGGAGAAGCGGGAACUGACGGAAAAGGGGCAUGUGUCCGGAUAUCGUGGUGCAAGUGUGCACGACACAGACGUGUUCCCUGAACUUGCAGACGAUCCAACAGCAGUCGCAUUCCAUAAAGCAAGCGCCGCUUACGGUGCAGUCUGAAAGUUUGCAGCGACCAACCGCCGGAAACUGUGAGGAGAGGACAAGUUCAGCGAACAUUUACCAUUCAGCCGCCAGUAGGGCGUCGGGGAAAAU